Molecule: messenger RNA, 1074 nt
Organism: Magallana angulata
Lineage: Eukaryota; Metazoa; Mollusca; Bivalvia; Ostreida; Ostreidae
Product: inositol monophosphatase 1-like
Exons: 8
Coding region: 88-909 (273 amino acids)
Biological process (GO): phosphatidylinositol phosphate biosynthetic process; signal transduction; inositol metabolic process
Molecular function (GO): inositol monophosphate 1-phosphatase activity
Source: RefSeq, a predicted model, not a curated record
AAGAGCUUUCGGAAAGAGAGGUAACUUGUAUAUUCUAUCUAUAGACCGGUAAACGUGCCUAUUUGUUAAGCCUCAUCAUCGUUGUAAAUGGACAUCCCAUUAUCUGAAUACCUGAACACAGCACUGCAGGUGGCUGUAAAAGCAGGAGAGGUUGUUAAGGAUGCAUUUUAUAAAGAGAAAGACCAGAAAACUAAGGAGUCCUACGCUGAUAUCGUCACAGAAACUGACCAGGCUGUUGAGAAGUUAAUCAUAUCCUUACUGCAAGAAAAGUACCCAACUCAUCGGUUUAUUGGUGAGGAAUCAACAGCAGAAGGGAAGAAAGUUGAAUGGACAGACGCCCCUACAUGGAUUAUUGAUCCAAUCGAUGGAACAGCCAACUUUGUCCACAGCAUUCCUCAGACGUGUGUCUGUAUCGGCCUCUCCAUUAACAAACAGAUUGUUGUUGGUGUUGUUCAUCUACCCAUUACAGGACAGACUUACUCAGCCAGCAAAGGGAGCGGUGCUUAUUGUAAUGACCAAAAAAUAACAGUGUCCAAGGUAAAAGAGUUGAAGAAAUCAGUGGUUAUCACAGAAGCUGGGAACUCAAGAGAUCCGCAAAUAUUGGCCACCAAAAUGUCCAAUGUUCAUCGAGUGGUGGAGGCAUCCCAUGGGGUCAGGAUGAUUGGGUCAGCGGCAGUGAAUCUCUGCAUGGUGGCGUCUGGAAGCGGGGAAGCCUACUAUGAGUAUGGGAUUCACAUCUGGGACUUUGCUGCAGCAGGGAUUAUAUUCACAGAAGCUGGGGGACUGCUUCUGGACCCAGCAGGGGGAGAAGUAGAUUUCUUAAGCAGACGAGUCAUGGGUGCCUGCAAUCAAGAGAUUGCUGACCAGUUAUCUCCUCUUCUUAACCACAUUGAAUUUGAGCGAGAUUGAAAUACACAAAACCUCAAUUAUAGAUCUCUACAUGUUGAACAUGUCUAUGUAUUUAUUUCAGGUGGUCAUUACUAUAGGAUUUUUUCAGGCCAUGUUUUUAUUGUGUCAUUUAUAUAUUUAUGUAUCACAGAUUGUAAUAAAAUUCAAUCUAUGAUUCAAUUUCAA